UGAACGGACGAAGUGAAGUGUUCUACAACGUCUCGAGCUCUUCGUGCAAGCAAGUAUUCAAUACUAAAAUGCGAGGAAAACAUUUUCUCACAUUUCUCUGCUUCCUUGUUUUUGUCAACUGGACGCAUGCCUCUGGGGAGUCCAUUUCUUUUUUCGCAUACGAGGGUAAUGUCGCUGUGAAAUGUAGUAAGUAUCUACCGGUAGAUCAUCGUCAAAACUUUACUAUCACUCACGCACGGAUUCUUCAAGUUGAAAAGGCAGGAGACAAGGAUUUCAAGAUUGUUGGAAACAUUUUGUGUAAUUUUGACAAAAGGGACACAAAGCAUAGAUAUAUAGACUUCCAACUAAAAUGCGACGUCUCAAACAAGAAAAGAAACAUCGAUCUCAAUGACGAAUUGACAUUCGUGACUGUUUCAGUUGCUCCAACGAAGCACAUGAUGUCCUCUCAAAUUGAAUAUCGUUAUCAAGAAAGAGUGAUGCAAAUGUUCAAAAACGGCUUUACGGAUCCAACCAAAAUUGCUGAACAAAGUUUCACCCACGACAAUAAUCUUCUGAUAGGCGUGAUAAAAUACAAUGACGGAAAGGAAUAUAAGCAUAGAAUGGAUAACUGCUUUGAUGCAUACCCGGAUAGCAUUAUUUCUAAUCAUGGCAUAUACGUUGCUACCAUUAACAACAAACCCGAUACUAUCAAAUGGACUCGAAUGUACUUUGAUCCAAAUGGCGUUGGUGAACAUAUCAUUUUGGAAUAGCAUGAACUUGUGAAUUUAUUGAAUGAAAAUAGUUUUGAUG
Caenorhabditis elegans is the source of this 789-nucleotide messenger RNA. Its product is annotated as TransThyretin-Related family domain. The transcript has 6 exons. Bases 69 to 749 code for a protein of 226 amino acids. NCBI's taxonomy places the organism in Eukaryota, Metazoa, Nematoda, Chromadorea, Rhabditida, Rhabditidae. The record is from RefSeq and is marked reviewed.